AUGUUUUCUGCAUGAUAUACUAUUGAAAUGGAGCUUACAAACCAAACACCUGUCUUCAAAUUCUUUCUUGUGGGACUGACAGAUGAUCCAAACCUACAGCCCCUCAUCUUCAGCCUGUUCCUGUCUAUCUACCUGAUAACCAUCUUGGGAAACCUGCUCAUAAUGCUGACGGUCAGCUCUGACUCCCUCCUCCACACACCCAUGUACUUCUUCCUCUCCAACCUGUCGUUCACUGACAUCUGUAUAAGCACAACCACGAUCCCAAAGAUGUUGGUGAGCAUCCAAACACAGAAUCAGCGAAUCACUUACACAGGCUGUGUCUCCCAGAUUAGCUUUGUGUUGAUUUUUGGUGGUUUGGAAAAUUGUCUCCUUGCAGUGAUGGCCUAUGACCGCUAUGUGGCCAUUUGCCACCCUCUGACGUACACAGUCAUCAUGAACCUGCUACACUGUGUCUCGCUGGUUCUGCUCUCCCUGAUCAUGACUACUGUGAAUGCUCUGCCUCACAGUCUGAUGGUGCUGCGGCUGUCCUUCUGCACAGACCUGGAAAUCUCCCACUUCUUCUGCGAGCUUGCUCAGGUCAUAAAACUCUCUUGCUCUGACACCCUCAUUAAUUUUCUCCUGAUGAAUUUAGGGACUAGCAUAUUUGCUGGGAUUUCUUUAUGUGGGAUUAUUUUUUCUUAUACUCAAAUUAUCUCUUCUAUUCUGAGGAUUCCUUCUGUGAGUGGAAGAUAUAAAGCCUUUUCCACCUGUGGGUCUCACUUCUUAGUCGUGUCUUUAUUCUAUGGGACAGGUUUAGGUGUGUAUUUGAGUUCUGCAGUUAAAGGCUCUUCCGUUAAGAAUAUAGUGUCUUCAAUGAUGUACAUUGUGAUUCCUCAAAUGCUGAACCCCUUUAUCUACAGUUUGAGGAAUAAGGAAAUGAGGGAAUCCUUGACACAUCUCCUCACUAGAUUAACUUACAGCAUAUUAGCCAGUUGUUACUUUUAUUUUUAUUCAGGGUUUUUCAAAUUUCCUCAUUCCAUUUUUUUAAAAAAUAGAGGAAUGAUGUGA
Cavia porcellus (domestic guinea pig) is the source of this 1047-nucleotide messenger RNA. Its product is annotated as olfactory receptor 7G2-like. Lineage: Eukaryota; Metazoa; Chordata; Mammalia; Rodentia; Caviidae. The transcript is spliced from 2 exons. Gene Ontology annotation, cellular component: plasma membrane. Gene Ontology annotation, biological process: G protein-coupled receptor signaling pathway. Gene Ontology annotation, molecular function: olfactory receptor activity; G protein-coupled receptor activity. The record is from RefSeq and is a predicted model, not a curated record.